Messenger RNA from Ailuropoda melanoleuca (giant panda), 4833 nucleotides. It is a transcript of the gene TTYH3, whose product is annotated as tweety family member 3. Gene Ontology annotation, molecular function: intracellularly calcium-gated chloride channel activity; volume-sensitive chloride channel activity. The record is from RefSeq and is a predicted model, not a curated record. Gene Ontology annotation, cellular component: plasma membrane. The transcript has 15 exons. Bases 143 to 1795 code for a protein of 550 amino acids. Lineage: Eukaryota; Metazoa; Chordata; Mammalia; Carnivora; Ursidae.
GGGCCGAGCCGGGCCGGGCCGGGCCCAGGAGCGCGCGGGCGAUGCGGACGGCCAGGCGGGGGUUAGCGGACCCCUGAGCCCCUCGCCGUCGGGCCAGCGAGGGAGCCCCGCGGCGGCGCGCGCCUCAGGCGGCCAGCCCGCCAUGGCCGGGGUCAGCUACGCGGCGCCCUGGUGGGUGAACCUCCUGCACAGGCUGCCCCACUUCGACCUGCGCUGGGAGACCACCAGCAGCCAGUUCCGGCCCGAGGACACCGACUACCAGCAGGCGCUGCUGCUGCUGGGGGCCGCCGCACUGGCCUGCCUCGCCCUGGACCUCCUCUUCCUGCUCUUCUACUCCUUCUGGCUGUGCUGCCGGCAGCGCAAGAGCGAGGAGCACCUGGACGCCGACUGCUGCUGCACGGCCUGGUGCGUGAUCAUCGCCACACUGGUGUGCAGCGCUGGCAUCGCCGUGGGGUUCUAUGGCAACGGGGAGACCAGUGACGGCAUCCAUCGGGCCACCUACUCGCUCCGCCACGCCAACCGCACAGUGGCAGGGGUCCAGGACCGCGUGUGGGACACAGCGGCUGCUCUGAACCGCUCGGCGGAGCCCAGCCUGCAGAGCCUGGAGCGGCAGCUGGCCACGCGGCCAGAGCCCCUGCGUGCGGUCCAGCGGCUGCAGGGCCUUCUCGAGACGCUGCUGGGCUACACAGCUGCCAUCCCGUUCUGGAGGAACCCCGCCGUGUCGCUCGAGGUGCUGGCAGAGCAGGUGGAUCUCUACGACUGGUACAGGUGGCUGGGCUACCUGGGCCUGCUGCUGCUGGACGUGGCCAUCUGCCUGCUGGUGCUGGUCGGCCUUAUCCGCAGCUCCAAGGGCAUUCUGGUUGGGGUCUGCCUACUCGGGGUCCUGGCCCUGGUCAUCAGCUGGGGCGCACUGGGCUUGGAGCUGGCCGUGUCUGUGGGCUCCAGCGACUUCUGUGUGGAUCCCGACACCUACGUGACCAGGAUGGUGGAGGAGCACUCGGUGCUGAGUGGGGACAUCCUGCAGUACUACCUGGCCUGCUCGCCCCGUGCCGUCAACCCCUUCCAGCAGAAGCUGUCCGGCAGCCACAAAGCGCUGGUGGAGAUGCAGGACGUCGUGGCUGAGCUGCUGAAGACCGUCCCCCGGGAGUACCCGGCCACCAAGGACCCCCUGCUGCGUGUCCAGGAGGUGCUGAACGGCACAGAGGUGAACCUGCAGCACCUCACCGCCCUGGUGGACUGCCGCAGUCUGCAUCUGGUCUCUGUGGGCCAUGCUGUCCCCAUCUGGCCUCAGGACUACGUGCAGGCCCUGACGGGCUUCUGUUAUGACGGCGUUGAGGGCCUCAUCUACCUGGCCCUCUUCUCCUUCGUCACGGCCCUCAUGUUCAGCUCUAUUGUCUGCAGCGUCCCCCACACCUGGCAGCAGAAAAGAGGCCCCGAUGAGGAUGGGGAGGAGGAGGCGGCCCCAGGGCCAAGGCAGACGCACGACAGCCUCUACCGCGUGCACAUGCCCAGCCUGUACAGCUGUGGCAGCAGCUACGGCAGCGAGACCAGCAUUCCGGCUGCGGCGCACACCGUCAGCAAUGCCCCGGUCACCGAGUACAUGAGCCAGAACGCGAACUUCCAGAACCCCCGCUGUGAGAACACCCCCCUCAUCGGGCGUGAAUCCCCGCCGCCCUCACGCUAUCUGGCAGCCUUGGACUCUGGCAGCCACGCAGGCUGGCAGUUUAAGCCCAUGGAUAGUGCCCGAAUGCUGUGGUGGCCGUGCCCUCAGAGUGACAGUACACCUCCAGCAUGAGAGCCAAAUACCUCGCCACCAGCCAGCCUCGCCCCGACUCCAGCGGCAGCGGCCACUAGACCGCCACGGCCGGCCGCCCACCCACGUGCCAAUCGCCCUGCUCCUCCCCGUGCCAGCACUGCUGCUUCCUCCUGUGACCAUCCGCCGGACCCUCCGCACGUCUGCCAGGCCCACGGCGGGCACCCUAGCGCCACCCACCCCGCCCCUCCCCUCCCCGCAGGGGCACAGAGAUGCGCGAGCUCUCCUUGGGUCACGCACCUGGACACGGGAGCGGUGCCACCGACACGGGGCCCUCCAGCCCCCACCAUGCCCCUCUGCCCCUGAGGAUGGGGGUUCACAGAGCCCCGCUCCGGGCCAGACUCGCUGUGUCCCCGACGCUUACUCUGCAGCAGGCUGACCUGCGGACCCCCGUCUUCUCGGCUUGCGCCCCAGCCUGCUCUUUCCCUCCUGUAGCUCCGAUGCUUCUCCCAUGCCCUCAAGGCUUCUGUGCGGCCCUUCUUGCGUUCACAGGCUGUGCAGCGCCCCCUCUCGGCCGGGCAGCUGGAGGGGCCUUGGCACGCUCGCCCACUAGGCUCCAGUGCACAAAUUUCCCGGGAGCUCCUCCUUCUCACUCCACCUGACCACAGGCCCCCUCUGCCAGCUGCCAGAAGCCAACCGCCCAGCACCGCUCUCUCCCCCAGCGCCUACCCUGCCUGUGGAGACCAGCCCUCCACAGCGGCAGGAGGACGGCAGGUGCCACGCCGAGCCCAGGCUGCUCACCCAGUGCUGGCCACCUUCUUGGUGCCAAACCCCCUCCCCCACCCCAAGACUUGGCAGCUCGUCUGGUUCAUUUUUGCACUAACCACAUUUGUCAUCCUAGGGCAGGCGGGGCUGCCGGCCGAGCAGCACACUCCCUUCUCGGUUCCCUCUCUGUCCAGGACAGGCGCAGCAUCCCGAGCCCGGCCUCGGGGCUGGACCCGAGCUGGCUGUGAAUGUGCUCUCGGCCCCUGCCGCCCCUCCUUGGGACUAACCACUAACCUCACCCAGCCUCCGAGGGCACCCCUGGCCGACCCAGAGCCAGGACGUGUCGCCCCGAGUCCAGGCCAGAGGUGAGGCCUAGGACAGUCGACUGGGAGUUGGGCUGGAGAAGCUGUUUCUUCUUGGGGUGCUGCUGGGGAAGGGCUGUAGACCGACAGGCAGCCUGAGAGCCUGGAGACCUGUCCCUGGGCAGGUGCUGCCCCAGGACGACCGUGUCCUUGGGAACGAAUGUCACUUGGGCUGUAGGACUGAGGUCCCUGUGGCUCAGUCUCCCUACCUGUGAAGUGGGAACAAGGCUUCCCUAAGGUGCUCUGGCUUUAGUGUACAAUGUUUGCUGUGUUUCCUGCCGUGGAGGGUGCGCCACCCCAAAUCAGGAUGGGAAGCUCCCUGCCAGUCCCAGCCCUGGCCUAGCCAACCUGAAACAGAGAGGCUCUGGCCUGUGUGGGAGGCGGGCAGCUGGCCAAGCCUCUUAGAGGCCUGUGGGCUCUUCCUUCCAGAGCGGGGGCAGUGCCCUUCCCUGGGACAGGCCCGGGGAGAUGCUGCCUGUCCUUCCUCCACAAUCCUUUCUCUGUGCUGGUGUCUGGGACCAAAAGGGUAGGUGGGCUGGGGCCCAGGCCACAUCUGCCCCACUCCUGGGUCCGCCUCGGGCCCGGGAAAGGAGGGGAUUGAGCAGGCAAACACUGGGGUGUCCCAGCUUGGGGCCCUGAGCCUUGCAUAUGAGCCCACGGGCCUGGCCAGACCUCACUGCAGGGCCCUGUGUGCUCCAGGCCCCACCUGGCCGCUGUUCUGGGCCUCCACAGCAGAUCUGCCCAGUUGUUCCUCUGGGUAGCUCCAGUGGCGGGAGCGUUCCUGGCCCAGCGUCAGGAGCAAGGCCCCAGCCGCCCUGCCUGGGUGCCUGCCGUUUGCUCGGCCACUGCUCAGAAGCACAAACGGCUGGCCGCGGCCCUGGGAGGCCGCCCGCAAUGUGAAUGUACAUAGCAUGAGGGGCCGGCGCUGUCCGGACAGGCUGCGGGCUGCGGCCGUCUUGGGAGUGCCCACCGUGCGUCGUGUGCGUGUGCCUGCCCCAUCUGUGACUUCACCGAGUUCCUUCUACUCACCGAGGUUGAAUAAAGGAAAAGGAGAAUCAUCAAAAGGGGUUCAAACCCAAGCCUCAGUCUCUGGAGGGGAGCAGGUCCUGCCAUUGGUUUUCUUUCUGUUCUAAGUUUUAAGGGUCCCCUUCCUAACCACCCCCCAUCCCAGUGACCUCUCCACGUCCCUUCCGGCCUUGCUCCGCACAGGCCCUGCAGCAUCUGGGGGGAGGGGGGGCAGCCCUUAACAAAGUGGGUGGCAGGUGGGAGGGAGGACCCCCGGGGCCUUGAAGCCCCACAGGGUCAAGCUGGCUCCUGGGCCGACAGGCGGGGCCAGCAGGAGGCGGGGUCCAGCUGGGACAUCUGGCCCAUGGGGAUCCCCUACCAUGCCCACCCACCCCAUCUCACUAUGCAAUUCCAGCCCAAGCACCAUUCCCUCCCUCCCUCCCCAGGACUUCUGCCCAGCCCCCGUGGGGUGGGGGGGGCGGGUAGCCUCCCUGGGCUCCAGCUGGGGUGCAGGUGGGCAGGGGCUGGGGCCUCCUCUGUGGGACUUUUUGUUUGACCAUAAUGGUUGUGCGCUGUACCACUUCGUUAUAUAUAACAUAUCACUUGAUAUAAUUUUGUUAAGACCUUCCCAGUUCCCCUCCUGGCCCCCGCCCCUCCCCCCGCAGUGUGAUUUAGGGCCCUGAGCGGGAAGGGGGAACUGAGGCCCAAACCACUCGGGGUCUUCCUCCUGCAUCUUCCUCCAACCUCCGUAGGGCCAUGGCUGUAUGUGCUGUCGCUGUGUUUUUUAUUUUUUUGUUUUUGUUUUUUAACUGGGUUUGGGGUUUGAUUUUUAUUUCUUUGGGGGCUUUAUUUUUCUUGGCAGAUAACUAAAAAUCUCAUCAAUGUAAUUUCUGUGGUUUCUAUUCAGCUUGGGUUUCAUGUUUUAAAAUAAACAAAUUUUAAAAAACA